AAGAAACCUGCUCCAAACUUCCAUUUGUAACAGCAACUCUGUCACGCCGUCUUCCUGCUUCUGGAAACGAAACACUGAAGCCUCUGAGAACAUGACGACGCUGCUCCGCAGAGUAGCCGGGCCCAGUGGUCCGUCGUGGCGGUGUCUGGAUGCAAUUCUGCGGGGAACGCACAUCCGAACCUCCCAUCUGAUUCAGCGGGAGGGAGCGCGGAUGCUGGCCGGUGUCAGGCUCCCUUUAGCGGGAUACAGUCGCGCUCACCGCCGCUGGCAGCACACGGAGGCGGCGGGUCGUGCAGAGGUGGAUUUGAGGCGUCUAGAGGAGGGAGACGAUGGAAUCGUGGAGGUGGUGAUGUGUCAACACAAGGCAAGAAAUGCUCUGGGCCAUGUGUUUGUGUCACAGAUGAGGGAGCUGGUCUCCACUCUGUCCGAUGACACCUCGGUGCGUGUGGUCGUCUUCAGGAGUUUAGUCCCCAGGGUUUUCUGUGCAGGCGCCGACCUGAAAGAGAGGGCUUUGAUGAACAACUCUGAGUCGGACCUGUUCGUUCACGGCCUUCGUUCACUCAUGACUCAGAUCGCAUCGUUGCCAAUGCCAACCAUCGCAGCCGUGGAUGGCGUUGCCCUGGGAGGGGGACUGGAGCUCGCCCUGGCCUGUGACCUCCGCACUGCUGCGUAUUCGGCACAGAUGGGUCUGAUUGAGACGACACGGGGGCUGCUCCCAGGGGCGGGGGGCAGUCAGCGGCUGCCCAGGACUGUCGGCAUCGCUCUGGCCAAAGAGCUCAUCUUCACAGGUAAGCGUGUGGGGGGGCAGGCAGCGCUGGAGAUGGGGCUUGUAAACAGAGCAGUGGAGCAGAACCAGACAGGAGAUGCUGCCUACAGAGAGGCACUCAGCCUGGCCAGAGAGAUACUGCCCCAGGCUCCUGUCGCCGUGCGAAUGGCUAAAGAAGCGCUGAACAAAGGCGUCGAGGUUGACAUCACUUCAGGGAUGGCUAUAGAAAGGAUGUGCUAUGCUCAGGUCAUCCCCACGCGGGACCGACAGGAAGGGAUGGCAGCCUUCAUAGAGAAGAGACCUCCACGCUACACUGGGGAAUAGACUCGUCUCAGCUGUCAUGUUUCUCCCUCACAAGACGGACACUGCUCUCUAGGACCUCACUGUGUAAACAAGUAGUAGCAACUCAUGUGAACACAGUCAAAAUAAUGUCUUAUUCAGAAUAGUGGGAAUAUUGCUGUCCAGGCCAACAUAGUCUGUGUCAACACAUUAGUUUUAGUUGGCUUUAGUAGUGACCUUAAAGAUUAGACUGACAAAUAACAACAGCAUAAUAUGACCGCCAAGAUUUUUACCGUUACCUCUGUAUACUUUGAUUUAUAGGCGACUUUAGAGGAACAUCAUCUCUGGAAGAGACUGCAUUAAAAAGGCAACACAAGUGCUACUCCAGUUUA
Platichthys flesus (European flounder) is the source of this 1437-nucleotide messenger RNA. It is a transcript of the gene echdc2, whose product is annotated as enoyl CoA hydratase domain containing 2. Gene Ontology annotation, cellular component: mitochondrion. Gene Ontology annotation, biological process: fatty acid beta-oxidation. NCBI's taxonomy places the organism in Eukaryota, Metazoa, Chordata, Actinopteri, Pleuronectiformes, Pleuronectidae. The transcript has 11 exons. The record is from RefSeq and is a predicted model, not a curated record. Gene Ontology annotation, molecular function: enoyl-CoA hydratase activity. Bases 92 to 1090 code for a protein of 332 amino acids.